UGGAACCUAUGAAUUUGUUGUUAUGAUAGGAUGUAGGAGUUGUCUACCCUUCACUCUCCGUAAAAGAAUAAGGAUGAAUACUUGGCUAGAAACAUGGAUUUAGGAACAGUAAUAAAGUCACUUUAAUGUACAUUUUUUUAAGGUUUGGGGCUUUGUUGUCGUCAAGAAUGAAACAAGGUUAAUUACUGGUUGUGCUGAUAGUGAAUUGAGAGUUUGGAAAAUUGAGUACAAAGAUGAUAGAACAGAAAAACGCGAAGAAACGAGAAAACGAAAGACAGCAACGCAAUCUAGCGAGGAUGGUGUAGGGGAAAUAGAGGAAUUGCUUUCGUGUACAAUGAUUGACUCUGUCAUGAGAAGCUCAAUUGGUCGCGUAGUGUCGCUGUAUUGCGAUCUUUCACGAACUUAUAUUGGUUGUCAUGGUGCUAAUUCUAUGUUAGAAAUGUUUCGUAUUGCAUCAGAAGACGAAAUAAAAAAACGCUUGGCAAAAAGACGAAGAAAGAUUUUAAAGAAGCAAAGAUCACAAGGAUUGGAAGCCGACGAGCUGACGGUUUCUGAAAACAUCUUAGCCACCGUCGAAGACGAGAUUAUAAAAUUACCCGAUGUUAAAGCGACCUCAAAGAUACGGUAAAAUGAUGUAUGGAGUACAAACAUUGUAAUUCGCUUGUGGAAGUCAAGCGUUUUGUGUGAGAGAGAGAAUUUUUCUUGACGUGCUUUUCUCAACGGAUGUUUUUUCUUAAAUAUAAUUAAUCAAUGUUGGUUUCUAA
Molecule: messenger RNA, 764 nt
Organism: Xenia sp. Carnegie-2017
Lineage: Eukaryota; Metazoa; Cnidaria; Anthozoa; Malacalcyonacea; Xeniidae
Product: WD repeat-containing protein 3-like
Exons: 5
Coding region: 335-628 (97 amino acids)
Source: RefSeq, a predicted model, not a curated record